Messenger RNA from Babesia bigemina, 468 nucleotides. RefSeq names its product ribosomal protein S16, putative. Gene Ontology annotation, cellular component: ribosome; cytosolic small ribosomal subunit. Gene Ontology annotation, molecular function: structural constituent of ribosome; RNA binding. NCBI's taxonomy places the organism in Eukaryota, Apicomplexa, Aconoidasida, Piroplasmida, Babesiidae. The record is from RefSeq and is a predicted model, not a curated record. The transcript has a single exon. Gene Ontology annotation, biological process: translation; maturation of SSU-rRNA from tricistronic rRNA transcript (SSU-rRNA, 5.8S rRNA, LSU-rRNA). Bases 1 to 468 code for a protein of 155 amino acids.
AUGCUCAUGAAGUUGCAGAUGGCAGACGAGAUUACAAAGGGCAAGGGACAGCGUGUCCAGACCUUCGGCAGGAAGAAGCGCGCCGUUGCGGUCGCUCUCUGCACCAGGGGCUCCGGCAUGAUCCGUGUCAACGGCCGCCCCCUCGACCACAUCCGCCCCGAGGCCCUGAGGACCAAGGUCCUUGAGCCUCUGUACGUCAUGGGCUCGAAGCGCAUCGCCAACAUCGACAUCAGGAUCCGCGUCCGUGGCGGUGGUUUCACCGGCCAGGUGUACGCCAUCAGGCAGGCCAUCUCCAAGGCCGUCGUGGCCUACUACCAGAAGUACGUCGACGAGGCCUCCAAGAAGAAGAUCGUUGACGAGCUUGUCGGCUACGACAGGUCCCUGCUUAUCGCCGACCCCCGCCGCUGCGAGCCCAAGAAGUUCGGUGGUCCAGGUGCCCGUGCGCGCUACCAGAAGUCGUACCGUUGA